AUGGAUAUGCGCAAUGUAUCUUUAUUAUCCAGAUUAACAAAUAAUCAAGCACUAGAGCGCAAUUUACAACUAUCAACUGAUGAUAAAAAUGCAAAUACACAAAAAAGACUAUAUUCCAUCAAUUUAAUCAAUGGAAAGAUUGAACGUUGGGGUAAAGAUUUUGGUGGAAGUAUAAGGGGGUAUACGGUUCGAUCUCAAGGUGGUGUUUAUAUACUUGGUCAAUCAGGAAUCAAUGUUGAAAUUUAUUUGCAACAAUCAUCAUCAAAAUAUUCGAUAUUACAACAUGGAUGGAUAGGAACUUAUCAUCAGAUAUCAUCUUCAUCAUCAAAAGAAUCUUCGGCAAUUGCAUUUGUUUAUUCAUCUGUCGAACAACCGGAAGAAGUUUAUUUUAUUGAUCAUAUUGAACAAUUAAAUUUAGCUAAAGCUAUCACUUCUGAAAAUCAACUUCUUACUCAACGAAAUUUACCUCGAGCAAAAUCAUACAAAUGGAUCAAUAACGAAGAUGAUCAUACAGUCGAAGGUAUUCUACAUUAUCCACCAGGAAAAUUUGAAUGCAAAAAUCUACCUCUAUUAGUACUUAUUCAUGGUGGUCCAACAGAUGCAAGUCUAAACAUGUUGCAAGCAAACUGGUAUUCUUGGGCUCCAUUAGCCGCUACACAAGGUUGGUUAGUUCUUGAACCCAAUUAUCGAGGUUCAACCGGCUAUGGCGAUGCAUUUAUUAAUGAACUUCGUUUCCAAUUAGUAUCUCGGCCAGGAAGAGAUAUUCUCAUAGGUGUUGACCGUUUGAUUGCAGAUGGUAUUGUUGAUCCUAAUAAAUUGGCUGUCGGAGGUUAUAGUUACGGUGGAUAUUUAACAAACUGGUUGAUCACACAAACAACUCGUUUUAAUGCUGCUUUGUCUGGUGCUGGACCGACUGAGCAUAUUUCCUUUUGGGGUCGAACGGACUUUCCUGAACCUCUUAUUGAUUUAAUGGGUGGAUUUCUAUGGGAAGUACCGGAAAUUUUUUAUAACGAAUCAAUUAUUUAUAAACUAGGUUCAGUACAAACUCCCACACAUAUCAUAACUGGUGCAACGGAUAUUCGGGUUCCAUCUGAUCAAAGUUUAAUACUAGAACGUAGUUUACAUUAUCUGAAUGUACCUUUAAAACUAUUACUUUUUCCAAAUGAAGGGCACUCAAUAGACAUUAAUCCAUGGCAUGGAAAAAUCAAACUUCGCGAAGAAAUGAAAUGGCUCGAAAAAUAUGGACAUAUACCAAUAAAUAAAGCCGCAAAAUAG
Messenger RNA from Rotaria sp. Silwood2, 1275 nucleotides. The record is from the annotation of a GenBank genome assembly. NCBI's taxonomy places the organism in Eukaryota, Metazoa, Rotifera, Eurotatoria, Philodinida, Philodinidae.